UGUGACCCGGCCACCAAGGUACGUUGAAACAUGAUGGACAAGGAAUCAUGCAGAAUAGCCCGACGGUCUUCCAAACACGCCCGUCGCAAGAAAACAUCUUACGCACGCAGCUCUAAAGGAGAGAUGGUAUUAAAAUGCCUUCCUCUCGCGAAUAUGUAUCGCAAUCACAAACAUAUCUGCCCAUUGAUGACAAUAACCACACAAGCCUAGCUCCUUCGCUACAUUUAACUAUUGCACCACUAGUGAUCCGAGAUGCCCACAGAUAUCGAACACGUUUCCAUCACCACCUUUGGCGGUCCAGAGGUUGUCAAGGUCACGCACUCAUCCCUCCCCGACCCGCCGCUCAAACAUGUCCAGAUCAAGGUGCUAUACAGUGGAUUUGCUGGGUCGGACAUCAACAUGCGUAUGGGCACGUAUCCGAUGCAAAAGAAAGCGCCUCUCACUCCUGGAUACUGUUGUGUUGGCACCGUUCACGCCAACGGGCCCGGCGCCAACAAAUUCAAGGUCGGCGACCAGGUGGCUUGUCUGACCGUGUACGACUCUGAGGCAACAUACACCAACCAGCCUGAAAAGUACCUGGUUCCUGUACCUGCAGGCCUCGACCCGAAGUCCGCCACAGCCCUGGUGUUGGACUGGAACACCGCAUAUGGCAUGACCAAGGGCAAAUUGUCUGCCGGCGACAAGGUCUUCGUCCACGGCAUGAGCGGCGCCGUCGGAUAUGCACUCAUGUCGCUUGCCAAAGCCGCUGGCGCCGAGGUAUACGGGACAGCAUCAGCCAGAAACCAUCAGGCUAUCCGGGAUCUCGGCGCUACGCCAUUCGAGUACAGAAACAAGGACUGGAUCCAGGCAAUGAAAGACAUGGGCGGCGUGCAAGCAGUGUAUGAUCCGCUCGGAUUUGAGAGUUGGGAUGAAUCAUAUUCGAUAUUGAGCAUGAAAGGCGGCGUGUUGUACGGGUAUGGAGGGAACUUGGCGAGUCUGAACGGCACAGAGCAGAGGAGUACCGUGUGGCCGACGGUGAAGUUGCUGGCCAAGAAUCUGAAGCUGUGUGACAGGCGAACGGUGUUUCAUUAUAUCUCGCGAGAUCAGGGGUCGUUCGAGCCGAACCUGAAGGAGUUGUUUGGUAUGGCGCUGGAGGGAAAGAUCAAUGUGUCGAUCAAGCGAGUGUUGGCGCUGGAUGAUGUGCCGACGGCGCAUAAGGAGUGGACGAGCAUGACGGGGAUGGGGUCUGUGGUGGUGGAGAUUGCUUGAAGCUCAAAGGAGGAAUCCAUGGAGUGGACAGGCGAGUCGUGGCACGUCCUAUGUUCCCGGAAAGCUAUGGCAGACAUAUCUGAGAGGAUGUAAUGAUG
Molecule: messenger RNA, 1346 nt
Organism: Exophiala xenobiotica
Lineage: Eukaryota; Fungi; Ascomycota; Eurotiomycetes; Chaetothyriales; Herpotrichiellaceae
Exons: 1
Coding region: 253-1248 (331 amino acids)
Cellular component (GO): mitochondrion
Molecular function (GO): oxidoreductase activity
Source: RefSeq, a predicted model, not a curated record